UAACCUGGUCUACCAUGUGUUGAUAAAUAAAAUAAAAUGGCAGCGAUGUCGAAAACCAAGCUAAAUAAAUAAUUGAUGAUAACUGUGCCUUAGGUCACACCGAACAAGUAAUUCUUAGCCAACUUUCGGUUAUCAAACUCGGUGAUUUGUUAGACAGAACUAGGCCUAAUUCUGAGAGAAAAGCUUGUCAAAAUGAAUAAUCAUAGUGACGACAGCGAAGAACCUUUUACAUAUGGAGACGAUUAUUAUGAAGAAAAUGGAGUUCAAGCAAACGAUCGCAAUCCGUCACCUCCACAUGAACUUCAGCAAAAUUUAGAAGCCGUUUUGGGGGAUAGCAUCGGUCAAACAGCCUUUAGCAAGCACUGGGUUUUAACCACACUAAUGCGACUUAUGGAUGAAGUAAAACUCGAUGUCAAAACAGUUGAGAAUGACGAAGAUCAAGUUGAAGAUGUUGAUGAAGACUUCCAGAAUGAACUAUGCCAGUUAUGGGAUAUGUCCAUGAACAACGAAGUUGCCAAGUACCUAGAAGAAUUCAAAGCAGUUGACAUUCUGUCUGAUGUUAUAAGCAAAUCGAAAGCUCCUAGGGUAACUGAAAUAUGUGUCGGAAUUUUGGGCAACAUGGCCUGUGAUGCUUACAUCUGUGCUUCAAUGAUGUUAAAUGAGAAGCUGGUGGACAUGAUGUUGAUGUUAUUGAAGGGUUCGGAUACACCAACUUUGGUAGAAACAACCAGGUUAUUACAUACCUGUUUCUCAAAUAAACAGACUUCUAAGCCUUGGAAUGAAGCUAUUAAAGGUUAUCCAGAGGUUCAGAUAGAUCUUCAGUUUAUUUUACAGUCUUCCACAAACAGUGAUUUAUUGAAGAGUACUACUGAAUUUGUUGGUAUCUUGUUAGAUUCCGAUGAUGAACUGUGUUUAAAUUGGGCUGAUGAAGCGUUAGUAAUUUCAUUGUUAGAGGCUAUCAAGCAAGUUGGUUACAACCACAGUGAUGCAUUGGAACCCUACUUGCACAUAUUUCAACUUUUCUCAACAAGUGAAACUGGCGUGGAAGCAUUAAUGAAAUGUACUGACGAUUUGUUGGAAUUUUUGUUGAAAUAUCUUUAUGGAGUCUGUGAAGAUGAAAUAGUGGGACUUGAUGAACAUGGAAAUUGUUUGGCGUCUGCCAUAUCCACUAUAUCAGUUCUAUUUCCAUCCUCAUCAUUUACAGCUAAAAAUAUGGCAGAAUUAAUGCGUUGUUUGUUAAAAAUAUUAGACCCACUUUAUCCCUUAAUUUCCAGUAAAAUGUCUGAUAACAUUCAAAAUGAUGUUAAUGGUAAAAAAGAAACUAAUACAGUAACCGAAACACAAAAUCUAAAUGAAAAUAAUCUUGAUUCUGUUAAAAACUUGGACAACAAUAAUCUUACAGUCUUGCAAGAGAACCAGAUUUUAUACAGUGUGCUACAAAGAUAUCUUUGUGAUAUUGUUUUGUCAUUUUAUUCUGAGAUCACAAAAGUGACAGAAGAAGUUGAAAGUAAUGAAGGCAGUGAAAUCACAGCUGAGCCUUACUACUUGAAUGCCUUACAAUAUUUAGAAUCAUCUUGUAGUAGAGAACGCAUAUACAAAAUGUUUCACACGUUAAACGACUCAGAAAACAAUGAUGAUGAGUUAAUACCUAUUUUUGAUAAAAUUUCAAAAUCACAUUCCCUACAAAGACUUCAGAGAAUAGUUAGUGAUUUUAAAGAUGGCAAAGCUUAUGAUAGAUCAAAUUCAAAUCAAGAAACUAGAGCAUAACAUUGGUAAUAAAUGUUGUUCCCUUCAUUUAGAAUUGAAAUGAAUUUUUAUAAUUUUGUAAAUGAAUUAAUUUUUAUAAAUGAGAGCAACUCUUGGCAUAAACCAAUAUUUUAAAUUUUGAAUUGUUUUAUUGAAAUAGAGAAACACAAAUGCCUUUAGGGGUUUGUAAAGGGGAACCCUGUUUAUGACAUUUUAUAAACAAGGUUCAAACUUAUUUUUACUGCAGAAGACAAGGAUUAGCACUAUUUUACUUCUGACUACUCCUUUGUUAUACGCCCACAUUUUCACGUGGACGUAUAUUUUCGUUGCCCCUGUCCGUCCGCCCGUCCACAAUUGUUUGUGAACACUCUACAGGUCACAAUUUUUAUCCGAUUUCAAUGAAACUUAAAAUAUAGGUUUAUCUCCCUAAGAUCUCGGUUCCUUUCGAUAUUGGCAUGUAUCGGACUGUUAAUUCAUGGAUUAUGAGCCUGAUUGUACGAAAAAUCACGUUUUUAGCUUGUGAACACUGUAGGGGGUGUGAUAGUUUGAGUUGACUCCUGGUGUGUGUUUUCUCCUGGGCACUUGCGCAUGUCCGAAACUGAUGUUUGCCUUAACAACGAAACUAUAUCUACUUCCUGCAGUGUGAGUUGGUUCCUGACCACUGGUCAGUACAGGAAAAAAUAUAUCAUGUACUUGAUUAGAGUUUUGUCAUUAAUAAAAUACUUGUUGACGUGAUUAGCUGUUGUUUUAGCGAUCAGUAGUUACACGAUCAACGGAUCUAAGUUGAUUGGCUUGAAAUUGAUACUUCGUUCGUGAUUUGUUGCCGUUGUUUUUUUUUUAGUGAUUAGUCGUUCUACACACGUACGAUCAGUGGAAACCAUACAAAUUGAUGAUUGGCUUGAAAUUAUCAAUUAAUUCACCUCCAAAGGAAGAUUAAGGCCUUUGAUAUUUCGUGGCUUCAUUUAACACAAAUAUAAAAGUAUGGAAUUUCUUAUUCCGAUUUCUUUAACAUAAAUAUAGAUUUAUUACACCAUCCCAUACGUACAUUCAAACAUGCAUGUAGACAGCCCAAAUACAAGAGAGAAUGUUCGCAUUGUGGACGGGAAUAUAUACUAAAUAAUAAUAAUAAAGAUCGUCAAUUUGCAUCCUCUCUUAGUGGUAAUAUUGUAAAUAUAUAAUAGUCUAUAAUAUAUUGAUUUGACCGUAAGAACAUCUUAGGGGAAAUCCUAUCACGAGGAGUCAAUGCACACCGCGUCUGUAACGGUGUGAGGUGACUCCUACAACUGCGCAUGCGCCAAACGGUAAUCACACACCAGGGACCAUCUGAAACUGCCACAGAGGUCACAAUUUUUAUCCGAUUUGGUUUAAAUUUGAGAAGCAUGUUUAUAACCCACAGAUCUCGGUUCCUUUCGAUAUUCAAUGAUAUUGGACCAUAACUUUCUGAAAUAUGGCCCCUGAUUGUACACAAAAACAUGUUUUUAGCUUGUGGACCCUAUAGAGGUCACAAUUUUUAUCCAAUUUCAAAAACUGUUUGAAUAUAUCACCGUUACACCCUAAGGAUAGUUGAGUUCGAAACUGACGGACAAAAUGGUUGUCCCUCGUUCGCAAAUAGUGUCAAAAUAUUGUGUAUCAGGGUUGUGGAUCCUCUGGAGGUCACAAUUUUCAUCUGAUUUUGAUGAAACUUGAAAUGCAUGUUUAUGACCCAAAUAUCUUUGUUCCUGUCGAACAUAUCGAAUCAUAACUUCCUGAAUUAUGGCCCCUGAUUGUACGAAAAAUCACGUUUUUAUCUUGUGGUCCCUCUAGAGGUCACAAUUAUUAUCUGAUUUAAAAAAACGUUUGAAUAUAUCACCAUUACACUGUUAUGUUUGUUGAGUUUGAAUUUCUUAAAAAUCGGGCCAAAACUGCCGGACAAAAUGGACGCCCCUUAUAUACGCAAAUAGUGUAAACAUCUGGUAAAUCAAUGUUGUGGACCCUCUAGAGGUCACAAUUUUGAUCCGAUUUCGAUGAAACUUGAAAUACAUGUUUAUAACCCAAAGAUAUUGGUUCCUUUUGAUAUUCGCGCAUAUCGGAUUGUAACUUCCUGAAUUAUGGGCCUUGAUUGAACAAAAAAUCACGUUUUUAGCUUGUGGACCCUAUAGAGGUCACAAUUUUUAUCCGAUUUAAAAAAAAUGUGUGAAUAUAUCAUCAUUACCCACUAAGAUCUUGGUUGCUUUUGAUAAUCGCGGAUACCCGAACAUAACGUUCUGGAUUAUGGCCCCUGAUUGUUCGAAAAAUCACAUUUUUAGCUUGCAGAUUCUCUAGAGGUCACAAUUUUUUUCCGAUUUUAAAAAACGUUUAAAUACAUCACCAUUCCACCAUAACGAAGGUUGAAUUUGAAUUUUGGGAAAAUCUAAAUGAAACUGCCCAACAAAAUGGCCGCUCUUUGUACGCAAAUUGUGUAGAAGUGUGUAAUACGAAGGUUGUGGACCCUCUAGAGGUCACAAUUUUUAUCCGAUUUUGAUGAAACUUAAAACAUAACUUUAUAUCCCAAAGAUCUCGAUUCUCAGUCCCAUUUGAUAUUUGCACAUUUCAGGCCAUAACUUUCUGGAUUAUUGCCCCUGAUUGUACAAAAAAUCCUGUUUGUUUUUAGCUUGUUCUCUAUCCAUCUCUUGUAAAAUGUUGACGUAUCCUGCGUGGCAGCCGCUGGUGUUUUUAUAUGUUCAUAUAUAUUGUUGUUCUCAAUCAUUUUUCAUCCAUGAUUCCUUGUGGGUACUCCAGAGCUGUGGUUAUCAUCCAAUUGGCUUGAAAUUAAUCCACAGUGUUAUAUUUAUAAUAUGAAGAAAUCUAUCAAUAAAUAAUAAAUACUUGCAUAGUUAUGAUCACUUGAUAAACAUUGUGUUUCCACUGAGGUCAACUUCAAUCCGGUUCUGAGCUGUUUGAAUGGCAGGAUUGCCUAUACCAUUAGCAACUGUGAACUAGAAGAGCCCAACAUAACAGUUUGGGUUAAGAAAGAAGCCAGCUCUGUAUGUUAGCCUUAAUAAUGUCAGUGGAAAUGCUGCAACUGGCUAUAUCUCGUUCCCCAUUUAGUCUUAUUAGGUUGCUUGCUGACUAUUUGGUAUCUUCUUUAACGGUUUAUGUCUACAUGUAUAUGUGAUUCAGGUAUAUUUCAGUGGAAAUGUAAGUCAUUUUGCAAUAAAGUCACCGGGAAAGGCCAUUUUCAGUGGAAA
Molecule: messenger RNA, 4952 nt
Organism: Patella vulgata (common limpet)
Lineage: Eukaryota; Metazoa; Mollusca; Gastropoda; Patellidae
Product: protein SAAL1
Exons: 1
Coding region: 193-1767 (524 amino acids)
Source: RefSeq, a predicted model, not a curated record